Messenger RNA from Durusdinium trenchii, 2415 nucleotides. Lineage: Eukaryota; Dinophyceae; Suessiales; Symbiodiniaceae. The record is from the annotation of a GenBank genome assembly.
GGCCCCCCUUUUUGACAUCCUGCGGAAACGAAGCCAGAGUUUCUUCAAAGCAGAUUUUUGCCAUGGAGCGGCUCAAAGAGGAGUCAGAAGCCUCCUCGGAGGCAUUGGAGAUGCUCCGCAGCUUGCUGGUGACCCAUUUGGGGAAACGAUCAAAGAGUGAUCUCCUGAGCAUCAUGGCAGACCCCAGCCUGCCCUUCCGGCUCUACCCUGAGCAUCAGAGGCGAUAUGAGGAUUUCCUCUCCGCCUUCGAGGUGGUCGACCCGGAGCUUGCCAUCGAGUCGGGCCAGGGACACCCGGAGCAUAUCACCACAGAGGGCUUCCUCCCGCGUGCAGCUCUCGCCGCAGUCUUCGCUCGCGCGGCCUACGGAGCGCUGAUGCGGAAGGGCGCAGGGGAUCGCGUGAGCGGCUUCCUGGGUGGGGCGGCAAAGUCCUAUGCCGGCACGUGGGAGGAUGAGGAUCACACUGAGGCCUUUGUGGAGUUGACCGGGGCCAAGCGGGAAGACAUCCUGGUGGCACAUUGGACUGAGAAGCCUUUCGAGCCCGCCUUUGUGAUCUUUUGGGUGCAUCGAAUGAGCUGGCUGGUGCUGGCCGUGCGUGGCUCCUGCGAGUGGUCGGCAGUGCUCACCGACAUGGCCGCCGAAGAGAGCCUCCUGGCGGGCGGCUUGGCGCACAGCGGCAUGGCGCGCGCUGCCAGGUGGAUCUUGAGCUCCGCCGGCGCCGCCAUGGCCGAAGGCCUCGCCCAGCGGCCCAGCUAUCGCCUGGUGUGCACGGGCCACUCGCUGGGGGCUGACGUGGCCCAGCUGGUGGCUAUCAUGCUUCGAGAAGGGGACACCUCUACGACGGACAUUCCCAAGUGCUUGGGUCCACGCAGUGAAAUGGAGGCUUUGGACUCCUUCUUGAACGUCGAACCGGUGGAUCGAGGCUACAUCGUGGGUAGUGCGAAGGCUGCAGCACCUGAGUUCCCACAAGCCAUGUGCCAAGCAUUUGCAUAUGGCUUUGGAGCCUCCCCGAUUGUAUCUCCCGAGCUGGCUGCCCGCUGCUCCAGCUAUGUCCUUUCGGUUGCCUUGGAUGCAGACUACAUCACCCGUGUGUCGGUGUUCGGCAUUGACCGCUUAAUUUUGCAGCUGACGGACACGCAAGUGCACGCGGUGAGUCGAAAGAGGCUUGCUGAAAGGGGAACUUUGUGCCAUCUCUUUGGUGGCUGUCGCCAUGCGGUUGACCUUCAAGUUUUGGACCAAGAAUUCGAGGAGAGGAGCGCUGCGCACAUGGCGAAGCAAUGGAUUCGACAGAAGAUGGGCCGAUCCACAGGAGCCCCCAAUCUGAGCCCAAGAGCUCGAGCCUUUGGCGCUUCCUCACAAGUGGCCGAGGUGCUUUGUACUCCGGGCCGCCUCCUGCACAUGGACUGCCGCGGAGUGGGGCUCACAGCCCAUCCAGUGAAGCUCUUCUGGUCCUUGCCGAGCUUCUACCAUGAGCUCUAUAUCAGCACACACAUGUUCCAUGACCACUUGCCAAUCCGCUAUGUCGAGGGCUUGCUGGAAGCUUUGCGUGGAGCUUUGCCAGGCACGGGGCAAGGUCUUUGUUUGCAGGACCGGGCGCACAAUCCUGAUGCACAGGAGACGGUGCGUAGCAGCCUCGAGGCCCUCAUCUUCAACACCGCGGCUGUUUCGUAAAGAGAAUAAAUUUAUUUGAAACACCAACGUUUCGUUGGCCACUUUUCCCUGCUGAUCGUCCUGGCGGCACUAUGUCGCUACCGGGCAUGUGUCGAACCGGCCAAUGGGCCGAUUCUGGGAGAAUUGGAAAAUCCCAGCAUCCAAAGGAUCCAAAAAGAGGAUGGAUCGAAACAUGUGAAGAGUUCGUGGCUCCCAAUCUGCAAGCUUGGAUCCUUUUAAACUGUACAGAUGCUGAAGAGAACACCCUGAGGAUUACUGGACAUUCUCACUCUGUGAUUUGCAACAGCUGGUUUGUAGAUGGUGCACUUUCUAGACACAUCCGAGAUCCGGAUUGAGAUCCUUUUCGGAGACUAUAGAUAUGUAUAGUUUAUCCAAGAUCUUGUGGGGAGUUCGUUUGUUAGAUUCCUCUUCAGCAGGCUGAAGGCCGCUGAAAAUGACCGAAGGGGUUGGACGCACCCCAGCAUCUAAAAUUAUUUCAGAAUCUAGAGAUGUAGAAUCUACAGUUUACAGUAGUUCAGGCAUGUGAUGACGUGUGUGGCACUCAGUCGAUCAGUCAAUGUAUACAGACUUUAUACAGAUGUAUACAGUAUAUGUAAAGCCUUUGGAUUGGCUUGGUUUUGACCAGCUGCGAUUAUAUACUAGGAUGGAUCAUCACUAACUGCUCAACAAAAGCUCAGCAUUUACCGUGCUGAAACCGGCUUGCUGUUGCCCCUUUGCCUGCAGGAGAUGGCUGAAGCAGAACACA